UAGCUUAUCAUAUGCAGAUGCGUUGCGCCUUAUUUCCACGCCACCAAUGACGAAUUCUCCGACGUUUGCAAUACAAAUUUCUUCCUUCUUCUCCAUGCAAUAUAUCAUUAACCCAACAUCCUAAAUGAAUAAGGAAAUCCCUGUAAUAAUUAACCCAAGUAAUAGUAUAGCUCCAUUUCUUCUAGUUUCCUUUCUGCCGCAAAACCCAUACAAAAUUUACCAUUUUCACUCCAAUUUUCGAAUAUUUGAUAGUAGGUUCAACAGGGCAAGGCCUGGCUUCAUGGAUUGGAGCAGUAACGGCAACAAGAAAAGCGGAAUUAGAACAAAACGUAAAUAACUUGGUAAAAGAGGAGUCUGCAGGCAGGAAACGGCACAAGAAAAUGUCAAAAUCCCAAAUUUCGGAUGAGAAUUUAGGGUUUGGAGAGAGGUCUUUUUCCGCUGCCGGAGCCGCCUUCCUCUCCGCCAUCAUCGUGAACCCUCUUGAUGUUGUCAAGACUAGAUUGCAAGCUCAGGCUGCUGGUGUCCCUUACGAUGGUCUAUGUCAAACAGCAUGCUUCAAUACCAAUGCGAUGCUGCCAGAUAUGAAAUAUGAUUCAUUAUUGAAUCAUGCAGUCGUUGGAAAGCAACCGAGAUGCUCGCCUGAUUGUUCCCGUUACAAGGGAACAUUGGAUGUAUUGUACAAAGUUGUAAGCCAGGAAGGAUUUACAAAACUGUGGAGAGGAACUAAUGCUAGUUUAGCUCUGGCAAUCCCUUCUGUGGGCAUCUAUAUGCCACUUUAUGAUAUUUUUCGCAACCACAUGGAAGUUCUUACUAGGCAAGAUUUCCCGAACUUGACACCAUAUGUUCCCCUAGUUGCUGGCUCGUUAGCACGCUCAAUAGCUUGUGUCACUUGUUACCCUAUUGAGCUUGCAAGAACGCGCAUGCAGGCGUUCAAACAUAGCCAAGCUGGUGUGAAGCCCCCAGGUGUUUGGAAUACUUUGAACGGAGUUGUCUCACCCAUGCAGAAUGCAAAUAAUCAUCAAUCUUUAGUACAAAGAUACCGCAUCUUAUGGACUGGCCUUGGAGCACAACUUGCCCGUGAUGUUCCUUUCUCUGCUAUUUGCUGGUCAUCUCUUGAGCCGCUCAGAAGACGAAUUUUGAGCAGGAUAGGAGACGAAGCUAGUGUGUCCAGCGUCCUUGGAGCAAACUUUUGUGCUGGUGUUGUAGCAGGAAGUCUUGCAGCUGCUGCCACGUGCCCUUUUGAUGUUGCAAGGACCCGGCGGCAGAUUGAGAAAGACCGCAUGCGGGCAUUGACAAUGACCACGAGACAAACAUUGAUUGAGAUCUGGAGGGAUGGUGGUUUGAAGGGACUAUUUACUGGACUAGGUCCACGAGUUUCUCGAGCCGGUCCUUCGGUCGGGAUUGUGGUUUCCUUUUAUGAGGUUGUCAAAUAUUCAUUGCAGUACAGAAAAUCAAAGGUGUAAAGUAGAGAUUCUCUCUUAUACACUAUGAAAAUUCUCUUUCCAGGUCUGUUGGCAUAAGUAGGGAACUUGGAGAAAAAAAUUAAAAAAGUGCAAUAGAAUAAUAAAAGAGCAAAUGUACAGGUUUGCUGUUACAUUUAUUUGGAGGAUAAAGUAUGUUUAUAAUGAUUUUUGGUUUAAAGAGACUGACUUUGGACAAAAUUCUUUUUAGGCAGUUCUUUAGAGUUUGUGAGAAGAGAAACAACUAAAUUUUGAAAAAAUUGUUUGGAAUCGUGAUGGAAAAGUAGUACGUUUUUUA
Olea europaea var. sylvestris is the source of this 1758-nucleotide messenger RNA. Its product is annotated as mitochondrial carrier protein MTM1-like. The transcript has 10 exons. Lineage: Eukaryota; Viridiplantae; Streptophyta; Magnoliopsida; Lamiales; Oleaceae. Gene Ontology annotation, biological process: mitochondrial transmembrane transport. The coding region runs from base 381 to 1463 and encodes 360 amino acids. The record is from RefSeq and is a predicted model, not a curated record.